GUCAAUGUCUCUUCUUGGCCUGUCAUCUGAUGCGAAGGAAAAGCCGACAUGAGGGGAGCUUCAUCCAAAACGCAGUCAAUUCGAGAGCUCAAUGGUCUCCAUAUACAUGAUUCCAUGUGGGAUUGGCGCCGGGACCGGGCCGACUGUGAUAUCAACUUCAGGUUACACGACCUGGAGCUUCAUCAGAAGGCGAAGGGUACUGCAGACAGAUGGACCAUGUGUCGAGGACGACCAAAGUAGCGUCCGUCUUCGGUGCUCGGGGCCACAAACCCGUUCUGGACCCAAUCCUCGCGGGUUAGCUUCCUCCGCAGCAAAACACAGCUAUUAGCUUUCCAAGGAGGUAAAACUGACUUUACCUUGUCGAAGACAAUCCAGUGACCCGCAAGAAGCCGAGAACUCCAUGGUAAUUGUGAUUUCGA
Molecule: messenger RNA, 419 nt
Organism: Hyaloscypha bicolor E
Lineage: Eukaryota; Fungi; Ascomycota; Leotiomycetes; Helotiales; Hyaloscyphaceae
Exons: 1
Coding region: 92-328 (78 amino acids)
Source: RefSeq, a predicted model, not a curated record